Molecule: messenger RNA, 1793 nt
Organism: Cuscuta campestris
Lineage: Eukaryota; Viridiplantae; Streptophyta; Magnoliopsida; Solanales; Convolvulaceae
Source: the annotation of a GenBank genome assembly
GGAUUCUUAAUUGUAUUGCAGGAUUACAGGUUUUGAUUAGAAUUGCAACCUUUGAAACCCUAAUUUAAGAAAUUGGAAUCUUGAUUGUGUGAUCUACAUGCGUACCUGUAAUCUUUUUGCUUAACGAUGUACUCUGAAUGUUCUGUUUAUCUAUUUAAUUCAUGGAAUGCAGAUGAGGAAGAACAGUAAGAGGAUUAAACUGAGUCCUGGUGGCCAUGUGGAAGAAUUUCCUCAGGAGGAACUUCCUCUUGAGGUUAUUGGAGAUAUAUUGUCUCGGGUAAGAGUUGCACGAGAUGUGAUUAAAGCUUCUCUAACUUGUAAGAAGUGGCGAGAGGCUUAUUGCAAACACCUUCGUGCACUUUUGCUUGAAGCCAGUCACAUAAAGGCUUUCUAUGGCAGAUAUUUCAGGCGUGCUCCUGAUGUGGAACUGUCAAUAUCAAAGAUGAUAUUUGAAUCACCCGGUUUGCAAAAACUAUCAAUUCGCAUGUGCGCCGACUACAAGUUUCCGGUCAGUUUAGUCGUGGCUUGGUUGAUGUUCGUCAGAGAAAAUUUGUUGGAGCUGUUCUAUGAGGACACAACUUCUUUCGAUGUCAAUGUGCUAUACAUAUUCAAAAUGCAGAGAUUGGAGACCUUGAGUUUGUGUGAUUACAAAAUAAAAAGGGUCAAACCAAAUUCCCUAAGAUUUCCCUAUUUGACAUCACUGACUCUAUGUCGUGUUGGUAUUCCAGUACAUGAUCUAAAUCGAUUUCUUGAUUCUUUUCCCAAACUCGAGCGUUUGAAACUUGAUGCUCCCUUCCCGCACUAUCCAGAUGAUGUCUUUUUCUCAAGAUAAAGUUCUCAAUGUGCAUUGUCCUACACUGAAGAUGCUUUUUCUUGAUAAUUUGAAACUGUUCAAGUUUAUAUUGGAGAAGAGUAGUGUUGAGCAUUUGCAAGUGAAGCGUUGCUAUUUUGUUUCGCUUAAAGUUUUUGGUGAUAAUACUUUGAGGGGCUUCAAAAUGUCCUGCUCUAAGGUUCGGCUUCUUGCAGUUAAAGAGACAGACAAUCUAGAGAGUUUUGAGAUCAUCAACAGUCACUUUACCAAAUCAAAUUGGUUCCCAAUGGCGAUACGGUCACCAAAUUUGAAGAAUUUGAAGACGUUUCGCUUUUGGGGUUUUAAGCAACCAUCCACGUGUCCCGCAGCAGUUGAAGGCAUAUUUCCCAACGGGUCGAGAAUAGUGUUGGAUUUCAAACAAAUGGCCAUUUGUUUACCACAACUUAGCCAUCUUGCAAUGUUGUGUGAAGGAGUUGAUGGUCUUGUAUACAGAUUCGGGGGUUCGACUUCCUUGGAGAAGGUUGUGGUUUUGGAGAUGGGAUGCGAUGGUUCUAAACGCUUAGGCAAAUGGGCAGAGAAAUUGCUGAAAUGUUGUCCAAAUGCAAAGAAGGUAAUUGUUCAUUGGGUUAUUCCAGAAGGCAGAAAUUCAGACCAUUUGAAGGAUCUUUCUAAGCAGAGCACAUCAAUGGUUGAAAUGAUGAUGAAGUAUAGGCACAUACAAUGGCAGAUUGCCUACAAGUAUGAUUCUGAUUAUUAGUUGGUAACAAGGAUAGGGCUUGUGUCUACUCACCCUUCUUAGGUAUUUUAUUGAGUUUAUUGUUGGGUUUUGAUUAAUAGGCUCUCUAUUUUUGAAGUAGACAUAAGGCCCUCUAGACUUCACUUUUAUUGGUUUUGUUGGCUUUUAUUGAGUUUAUUGUUGUUCUUGAUGCCAAUUUAUUACAUUUCUACCAGUGAUUAUUACAAAUAAUUAAUUUAUGAAGGU